Messenger RNA from Bufo bufo (common toad), 6628 nucleotides. RefSeq names its product plexin A2 (gene PLXNA2). Lineage: Eukaryota; Metazoa; Chordata; Amphibia; Anura; Bufonidae. Gene Ontology annotation, biological process: semaphorin-plexin signaling pathway involved in axon guidance; negative regulation of cell adhesion; regulation of cell shape. The record is from RefSeq and is a predicted model, not a curated record. The coding region runs from base 1 to 5694 and encodes 1897 amino acids. Gene Ontology annotation, molecular function: protein binding; semaphorin receptor activity. Gene Ontology annotation, cellular component: semaphorin receptor complex. The transcript has 31 exons.
AUGGAACAGCAGCGGUUAAAGAGGUGGACAGAGAAAUCUUCCUGUUACCACAGUCAGACAGCUUCUGUGGUCUUGCUGGUUUUGGCCAUGCUGUCUUUAGAAAUUCCUGGUGCUUCCCUCACCAACACAUUUCAUGCCGAGCAAAGAGACUGGACUUUUAGUCAUCUCACAGUGCACCAGAGCACAGGGGCAGUCUACGUUGGCGCAGUAAAUCGCAUUUAUAAGCUAUCAGGAAACUUAACAUUGUUGGUGUCCCAUAACACCGGUCCUGGAGAGGACAACAAAUCCUGCUACCCUCCUCAGAACGUUCAGCCAUGUAGUGAACCUCGUACACUGACCAACAAUGUGAACAAGCUGUUAAUCAUUGACUAUUCGGAGAAUCGGCUGUUGGCAUGUGGUAGUUUGUACCAGGGUGUAUGUAAGCUUUUACGUUUGGAUGACCUUUUUAUACUGGUAGAACCAUCUCAUAAGAAAGAGCACUACCUCUCUAGUGUCAAUGAAACUGGUACAAUGUACGGCGUGAUUGUUCACACAGAAGGUCAGGAUGGCAAACUCUUCAUUGGAACUGCAGUAGAUGGCAAACAGGAUUAUUUUCCUACACUUUCGAGUCGCAAGUUGCCUAGGGACCCAGAAUCGUCUACCAUGUUGGAUUAUGAGCUGUACAGUGACUUUGUGUCGUCCCUCAUCAAGAUCCCAUCCGACACUCUUGCUUUGGUCUCUCAUUUUGAUAUUUUUUACAUUUAUGGUUUUGCCAGUGGCAACUAUGUUUAUUUCCUCACUGUGCAGCCAGAAACUCCUGAAGGUAUUUCUAGUAAUUCAGCCAAUGACCUUUUCUACACAUCUCGAAUUGUACGGUUAUGCAAAAAUGAUCCCAAAUUUCACUCUUAUGUUUCGUUACCAAUUGGAUGCACAAAGAACGGGGUGGAGUACAGGCUACUGCAAGCCGCCUAUCUAACAAAACCAGGUGCCACCUUGGCUAGGUCUCUGAAAAUAUCAGUGCGGGAUGAUGUCCUUUUUGCAAUCUUCUCUAAAGGCCAAAAACAGUAUCACAAUCCACCCGAUGAUUCCACACUCUGUGUCUUUCCCAUCAAGACGAUCAAUGCUCUCAUUAAAGAAAGACUUCAGUCAUGUUAUCAGGGAGAAGGAAAUCUGGAGCUAAACUGGCUGCUUGGAAAGGCUGUCCAGUGCACUAAAGCUCCGGUACCCAUUGAUGACAAUUUUUGUGGUUUGGAUAUUAACCAACCCUUGGGAGGACUGAACUUGGUUGAAGGUGUUACACUUUAUACAGAAAGCAGAGACAGGAUGACGUCUCUGGCUUCCUACGUCUACAACAACUACAGCGUGGUAUUUGUUGGGACCAAAAGUGGCAAGAUUAAAAAGAUUCGGGCAGAUGGUCCUCCAUAUGGUGGGAUUCAAUAUGAAGUAGUACACGCAAUGAGAGAUGGAAGUCCAAUCCUUAGGGACAUGGCAUUUUCAACGGACAACAAACACCUUUAUGUCAUGUCAGACAGACAGGUAUCAAGAGUUCCCGUGGAGUCUUGUGAGCAAUAUUCAACAUGUGGAGAGUGCCUGAGCUCUGGUGAUCCUCAUUGUGGAUGGUGUGUCCUGCACAACAUGUGUUCCCAAAAGGAUAAGUGCAACCGUGCACAGGAGCCAUUCCGUUUCGCAAGCAAUAUAGAUCAGUGUGUUAAGGUUACGGUACAGCCUAACAGCCUCCCAGUCUCAGAGCACAGCCUACCGCUCACUUUAGAAGUUAGUGAUGUCCCAGAUCUGUCUGCUGGUGUCAUCUGCUCCAUCGGUAACAUUUCUCAGGUAGAAGGACAAGUGUCUGGCAGUCGGAUAAUCUGUACUUCCCCAGCGGCAAAAGAUGUUCCCAUUAUACCUGCAGAUCAAGACUGGUUUGGGGUGGAGCUUCAACUAAUCUCCAAAGAGACCGGCAAGACUUUUGUGAGCACAGACUUCAAGUUCUACAACUGCAGCGGCCACCAACUCUGCUUGUCCUGUGUGAAUAGCGCAUUCCGCUGUCACUGGUGCAAGUACCGCAAUCUCUGCACCCACGAUCCAACAACCUGUUCCUUUCAAGAGGGCCGUGUCAAUGUCUCUGAGGAUUGCCCGCAGUUAAUACCCACAGAAGAAAUCCUAAUCCCGGUUGGGGAGGUUAAGCCAAUAACCUUGAAGGCAAGGAAUCUGCCCCAACCACAGUCAGGCCAGAGGGGAUACGAGUGUGUGUUAAAUAUACAGGGUGUGCUACACCGCAUGCCCGCUCUACGCUUCAACAGCUCCAGCGUCCAGUGCCAGAACAGCUCGUAUACCUAUGAAGGAAUGGAUAUCAGUGACCUAGCUGUGGACUUCUCAGUCGUCUGGAAUGGGAAUUUUAUCAUUGACAAUCCCCAAGAUAUCCAAGUUCACCUGUACAAGUGUGCGGCUCAGAGGGAAAGCUGUGGUCUGUGUCUGAAAGCCGAUCAGAAGUUCGAGUGCGGCUGGUGUAGCGGGGAAGGCCGAUGUACGUUGCACCAUCACUGUCCCUCCUCACAAAACCAGUGGCUAGAUUGGUCCAGCAGGAAUGUCAAGUGCACCAAUCCACGUAUCACUGAGAUUCUCACUGUGUCUGGACCCCCAGAAGGAGGCACUCGUGUCACCAUUCGAGGAGUGAACCUUGGCCUAGAUUUUUCUGAGAUUGCGAACAAUGUACUGGUGGCCGGAGUGAAGUGCACACCUGUGGAGGAGGAGUACAUCAUUGCUGAACAAAUUGUGUGUGAAAUGGGCCCGGCGACUUCUGCCUCCACCUCUGGCCCAGUGCUCCUCUGUAUUGGAGAAUGUAAACCAGAGUUCAUGGCCCGAUCUCUGCAGCAGUAUAGCUUCGUGAAUCCAACUGUGUCUCAAAUUAGUCCAUUUCGAGGUCCAGAAUCUGGGGGAACCAUGAUAACUAUCACUGGACACAAUCUAGGAGCUGGAAGCACCGUUUCAAUUCUUCUUGGCAACCAAACCUGUGAAUUUUAUGGGAGGUCUCUGAAUGAAAUAGUCUGCGUGUCGGCUCCGUCCUUGCACGGCUUGGGCCCGGUGCACGUUUCAGUGAGCGUGGACAGAGCUCAGUUAGAGAGCAGUCUGCAGUUUGAAUACAUUGAUGACCCCAAGGUGCUGCGCAUCGAACCUGAGUGGAGCAUUGCCAGUGGUCACACUUCCCUAACAGUCACUGGUACCAACCUUGACAUCAUACAGGAACCGAGAAUUCGUGUGAAGUUUAACGGCAAAGAAUCUGUGAAUGUAUGUAAGAAUGUAAAUGCUACAUAUAUGACAUGCUGGGCCCCUGCUCUUACACCAGAGUAUCGCCCGGGGCUGGAUGCUGUGGAGAGACCAGAUGAGUUUGGCUUUAUCUUCAAUAACGUACAGUCACUACUCAUCUUCAAUAACACCAAGUUCAUCUAUUACCCAAACCCAACUUUCGAACUCCUCAGCACCACAGGCAUCCUUGAGCAGAAGCCUGGAUCUCCUAUAAUACUGAAGGGGAAAAACCUGAGUCCUCCUGCUGCAGGAGGGGUCAAGCUAAAUUACACCGUGUUGAUUGGUGAUACUCCAUGCGCAGUGACUGUAUCUGAGACACAGCUUCUUUGUGAGUCCCCCAAUCUCACUGGACAGCACAAAGUGACCGUUCAUGUUGGUGGAAUGGUUUUUUCACCUGGCUCUGUCAAUGUGAUUUCUGAUAGCCUCUUGACACUUCCUGCUAUUGUCAGCAUAGCCGCCGGUGGAAGCCUUCUUCUCAUCAUUGUCAUCAUUGUACUCAUUGCAUACAAACGCAAAUCCAGAGAGAAUGACCUCACUUUGAAGAGGUUGCAGAUGCAGAUGGACAACCUGGAAUCCCGGGUGGCUCUCGAAUGUAAAGAAGCUUUUGCAGAGUUACAGACUGAUAUAAAUGAAUUAACUAGUGACCUGGAUCGCUCAGGUAUCCCUUACCUGGAUUAUCGGACCUAUGCCAUGAGAGUGCUGUUUCCUGGAAUAGAAGAUCAUCCAGUGCUCCGAGAAUUAGAGGUUCAAGGCAAUGGACAGCAGAGUGUGGAGAAAGCCUUGAAGCUCUUUGCACAGCUGAUCAACAACAAGGUUUUUCUACUGACUUUCAUCCGCACCCUGGAGAUGCAGCGUAGUUUUUCCAUGCGUGACAGGGGAAACGUGGCUUCGCUCAUCAUGACGGCUCUACAAGGGAAGCUGGAAUAUGCCACAGAUGUCUUGAAACAGCUGCUUUCAGACCUGAUUGAGAAGAACCUAGAGAACAAGAAUCACCCCAAGCUGCUAUUGCGCAGGACUGAGUCAGUGGCAGAGAAGAUGCUCACUAACUGGUUUGCCUUUCUUCUACACAAAUUCCUUAAGGAAUGUGCCGGGGAGCCCCUCUUCAUGUUACAUUGUGCCAUUAAGCAGCAGAUGGAGAAAGGACCUAUAGAUUCAAUCACAGGAGAGGCCCGCUAUUCAUUGAGUGAAGAUAAACUGAUUCGGCAGCAGAUUGAGUACAAAACACUGAUCCUGAACUGUGUAAACCCUGACAAUGAAAAUAGUCCUGAGAUACCGGUGAAGGCCUUAAACUGUGACACUAUCACUCAGGUGAAGGAGAAGAUCUUGGAUGCAGUAUAUAAAAAUGUGCCCUAUUCUCAGAGGCCGAGAGCUGUGGACAUGGACUUAGAGUGGAGACAAGGACGCAUAGCAAGGGUGGUUCUACAAGAUGAAGACAUCACAACUAAGAUUGAAGGAGACUGGAAACGGCUCAACACGCUCAUGCACUACCAGGUCUCUGAUCGUUCAGUUGUAGCUCUGGUCCCAAAACAAACCUCAUCUUACAAUAUCCCAGCAUCUGCAAGCAUAUCCCGGACCUCCAUCAGCAGAUAUGACUCCACAUUCCGCUACACAGGCAGCCCUGAUAGCCUUCGUUCUCGUGCCCCCAUGAUCACGCCAGAUCUCGAGAGCGGUGUCAAGGUUUGGCACCUGGUGAAAAACCAUGAACAUGGAGACCAGAAAGAAGGUGACCGGGGAAGCAAGAUGGUUUCGGAAAUCUACUUGACAAGGCUGCUAGCAACAAAGGGAACACUACAAAAGUUUGUGGAUGACCUUUUUGAAACAUUGUUCAGUACAGUGCACCGGGGGAGUGCCCUACCUCUUGCUAUUAAGUACAUGUUUGACUUCUUGGAUGAACAGGCAGACAGGCACAGUAUCUACGAUACAGAUGUCCGGCACACAUGGAAAAGUAACUGUCUACCGCUUCGGUUUUGGGUGAAUGUCAUUAAGAAUCCUCAGUUCGUGUUUGACAUCCAUAAAGGCAGUAUCACAGAUGCCUGCUUGUCUGUUGUGGCUCAGACCUUUAUGGAUUCUUGUUCAACCUCAGAGCACCGUCUUGGAAAAGAUUCUCCCAGCAACAAGCUGCUCUAUGCCAAGGACAUCCCCAACUACAAGAACUGGGUAGAGAGAUAUUAUGCUGACAUUGCAAAGCUCCCAGCCAUCAGCGACCAGGACAUGAACGCUUACCUCGCAGAGCAAUCUCGUAUGCAUGCAUCAGAAUUUAAUAUGCUAAGUGCACUCAACGAGAUAUACUCAUAUGUCAGUAAAUACAGUGUGGAGCUUAUUACAGCCUUGGAACAGGAUGAACAGGGGCGUCGACACCGCUUAGCCUACAAAGUGGAGCAGUUGAUAGCGGCCAUGAGUUUUGACAGCUGAAUUUCAAUGCAGCUCUUUAACCAUGGGAAGGGGGCAGGGUCCUGACAAAGACUCCCCAGACAAAGAGCUGCAGGAUUCCCUGGACAUUCCUUCCAACUGUGAAAAUCUGACAUCAGAGGGUCUUACAGUUGAUCGUCUCACAGAAUGAGGAGAGCAGCCAACGCUGCUCCAUAUUCAUCAUUCCUUCUGAGGCCCUGGAGUGGUCGCUGAAGUUUCCACAAGCCCGGCAGGCUGCUGAUUGCAUGUUGUAUGUAAAUUAAGAGAAGACUCAACUGCUCUGUUUGUUGGUUUGGUUGUUUGUUUAGGUUGUUUUCUCUUCAAAAGACUCCUAUUUUUAUUAUUAUUUAUUGCUUUUUUGGGAUGGGUGUAAAAUGGGGGGAGAGUACAUUAUUUUUCAUCCCUAAAAAGACACAAAUUGAAUUUUUCAUAGAUUUAAAUUCUUAAGCGGCCACACUUGGCAUAUUUUGCACUGGUUCAAGGGAUGACUUUCAAGAUUUGGAAGACUGUGGAUUUUUGAAACAUGUAUCCACUACCAGCUGAUCUACCAGAGGACUUGCACCCCAUGGCCUGUCUACUUAGGAACUGUACUUAAGGCCACUCACUCCAAAUUCACCAGCUAAUCCAAUUGUGAAUUUCUCAUAGCAAGAGGCAUGUGUCCAUUAACCAAGUGGAAUGACCCUUUAAUGUUGUUAUGAAUCAUUCUGUACCAAGUUUCAUUGCUUUUUGUGUGAAAACCAUUGCCUACAGCUUUUCACAUAGGGACCUUGAAAUCCAUUGAAACAGAAUAAUCUGACCCUAAGGCCUCAUGCACACGACCAUUUGUGUUUUUUGCGGUCCGCAAAAAACGGAAUCUUCAAAAAAUACGGACAACGUAAUACGGACAAUAAUAGGACAUGUUCUAUUUUUUUGCGGAACGGAAAUACGGACAAACGGA